AACAUUAAUUUUAAUUUAUGUAAUAUUAUAAUUCGAGAAGAUUAAUUACAUCUCUUCUUUACUCCUGUUUGAACGAUUUCAUGUAUUGAAAUUUGGAACUGUACUUGUAGAACUACAUUACAUUGUGAACGUGUUGUGUAACUUGGGAUUUUCAAUUGAUCCUGCAUUUUAUAAGUGGAACAAUGGCUCAAGAAAACGAAUUGCAGAGCAAGGAAAGAGCGGUUUCAGGAGAUGAUAUGUCGUCGGCAUCUACAGAUAGGAGUAAAGUUUUAACCGAAAAUAUUCAAUCGAAUGGAAAAGAAGAGAAAAAACCAAUCAAUGAAUUGAGUGAAAAUUCUGUAUUAGCAUCAACUCCCAGAAAUGAAAAUAAAACCAAUGAAAAUGUUGAGAGUGGAUCAAGUGAGUUAGUUGACGGUGAAGAAUAUUCGCUUUCAUCCGAGUCUAUAGAUUUAGAAACGCUUCACGAUGUUGGUAUCACAGUACAUAUACAGAGCCCAGGUGCUGAAUUGCUUUCAGUACAGUUGUCUAGUAUGGAGUUGGUGCAAGAAAUACAUCAAUUACUCAUGGAUCGAGAAGAUACUUGUCACCGUACCUGUUUUUCUUUACAGUUAAAUGGAAUAACUUUAGAUAAUUUUGCUGAACUAAAAACAAUUGAAGGUUUAAAACACGGAUCAACAAUUAAAGUUAUCGAAGAACCUUACACGAUGCGUGAGGCGCGUAUUCAUGUACGCCAUGUGCGUGAUUUAUUAAAAAGUAUGGACCCUUCGGAUGCUUAUAGUGGUAUUGAAUGUAAUUCUCUGACGUUUUUGCAUACUAUAACACAAGGAGACUUACUCGAAAAGAAAAAAUCGCGAUCUGAUUCAGUAGAUUGUACACCACCAGAUUAUGUAAUGCCCGGCGUGAAAGAAGCUCCACUAAUACCUUUGCAACCAGGUUUAAAAAAUUCAAGAGGACCACAAGCACUUAAAAUAUUAACCACCUCUGCAUGGAAUCCUCCUCCAGGACCUCGUAAACUGCAUGGAGAUCUUAUGUACUUAUAUGUUGUAACCAUGGAAGAGAAACGAUUUCACAUAUCUGCUUGUCCUAAGGGAUUCUAUAUAAACCAAUCUACAGACGAAGUGUUUAAUCCUAAACCAGACAAUCCCAGCCAUUUGAAUCAUUCGUUAAUAGAUUUACUCUCACAAAUUUCGCCAUCUUUUAAGCGUGCAUUUCAACAAAUGCAAAAAAAGCGUACUUUACGUCACGCAUUCGAACGGGUUGCUACGCCUUAUCAAUUAUAUCAGUGGACUGCACCACAAUUAGAGCAUACAAUUGAUGCGAUUCGUGCUGAAGAUGCUUUUUCAUCAAAGCUUGGCUAUGAGGAACACAUCCCUGGACAGACACGUGAUUGGAAUGAAGAGUUGCAAACAACUCGUGAAUUGCCACGUAAAACUUUACCAGAACGAUUACUUCGCGAGCGAGCUAUUUUUAAAGUACAUGGAGACUUUGUAAUUGCGGCAACACGCGGAGCUAUGGCUGUUAUAGAUGGUAAUGUUUUGGCUAUAAAUCCUGGAGAGGAUCCAAAAAUGCAAAUGUUCAUAUGGAACAAUAUAUUUUUCUCGUUGGGAUUUGAUGUACGAGAUCAUUAUAAGGACUUGGGUGGUGAUGUAGCCGCCUUUGUAGCGCCUCGAAAUGAUCUUCAUGGGGUACGUGUUUAUAGUGCCGUAGAUAUAGAGGGCCUUUAUACAUUGGGAACAGUAGUAAUAGAUUAUCGUGGUUAUAGAGUAACCGCUCAAUCCAUUAUUCCUGGAAUUUUGGAGAGAGAACAAGAGCAAUCUGUUGUUUAUGGUUCCAUUGAUUUUGGAAAAACUGUUCUAAGCCAUCCAAAGUAUCUUGAAUUACUACGGAAGGCCGGUAAGCAUUUAAAGAUUAUGCCGCAUUCUGUACUAAAUGAACGCGAUGAACCCGUAGAGCUCUGCUCCUCUGUCGAAUGUAAAGGCAUCAUAGGUAACGAUGGCAGACAUUAUAUUCUAGAUCUACUGCGAACGUUUCCCCCAGACGUAAAUUUUUUAGUUCUGGAUGAUAUCCAUAUUAGUCCUGAUUUGCAAGCUUUAGGUUUUCCAAUAGAGCAUAAACAUAAACUUUCCUGUUUAAGACAAGAGCUACUUGAAGCGUUUAUAGAAGACCGUUAUGUUACUUUUAUACGAAGCGCAGCUCAACACUUACAAAGUUGCAAUUCACAAAAGCCAGCGCUUGGAAAUAAUAAUGAUUUACGCUGUGAAGUAUUGCAAUCAGAAGAGGAAAACCAAAUAUCAACAAAAUCGAACAAUAAAGCCAACGACGUUAUGUCGGAGGCCCUAGACGUUAUCAAAGAAGCACAGUUUAAAGUGGCUGCUUCUGAUGAGACCCAGGCUGCUGAUGUUGUGAAACACGCGUGCGCAGCUGUUGGUUCUUUAAAAGAGCAAGAGUUCGACUUUCGUUUCAAUCCGGACGUAUUUUCGCCAGGAAUACGUCAUGUGGAUGAUUCAAGUUCUCAUAACUCAAUUUCUAAGCAAAAAAAACUUAUACAGGAUGCUGCUGAAUUUUUGGUUACAAAACAAUUGCCAUCUUUUAUUAAAGAACAUAUGAAUCAUUCGUCACCACCGAUGGAUGGUACAAGUUUAACAGAGGCUUUACACAGUCAUGGCAUUAACAUUAGGUAUCUUGGAAAAGUAAUAUAUAUGUUGGAAAAAAUACCUCGCUUGGAAUACUUAUAUAGAAUAGCUAUUAUUGAAAUUAUAGUUCGUGCUACCAAACAUAUUUAUUAUUCAUAUAUGCAAAAUACGGAUGUUAUGCAGUUGUCCAACGCUAUUAGUCAUUUUCUGAAUUGUUUCUUGUCCUCGGGACCUGUACAUGCUGCAAGCAAUUCCAAUGAUUCGAGUAAAUCUAAUCGUCGUGGAAAAAAGAAAUAUACCAAAAUUGCCAAUGGAUCUGGAAACAAAAACACAUCAGUUGGCGAUAAUAAUGAUUGGCUACUUGUGACCCCAAAGUCAAUAUGGAAUCAAAUAAAAAAAGAAAUUAAAUCAUACUGGGACUAUGAUCUCAAAUGUGAUUCAAUUGAAACAGCUAUCGAAAUAUAUGGUUUCCAACGAAUGAGCGUUUUGCGUGCUUUCUGCUUGAAAGUUGGAAUACAAGUGUUGUUGCGCGAGUAUAAUUUUGAUUUACGCAAUAAAUCAACGUUUAACGAAGAGGACAUUCUAAAUGUUUUUCCAAUUGUUAAACAUAUAAGUCCUCGUGCGUCAGAUGCAUACAAUUUUUAUACCACAGGUCAGUCUAAAAUACAGCAAGGCCUAUUUAAAGAAGGUUAUGAGCUUAUUAGUGAAGCCUUAAAUCUUUUAAAUAAUGUUUUUGGAGCUAUGCAUUCCGAAAAUGGAUCUUGCUUACGUAUGUUAGCUCGACUUAGCUACUUGUUGGGAGAUCCACAGGAGGCCUUAGCAAUUCAGCAGCGCUCAGUAAUUAUGAGUGAACGCGUUAACGGUAUUGAUCACCCAUGCACCAUAUUAGAAUACACACACUUAUCUUUAUAUUGCUUCGCUAAUGGACAAAUUGGUGCAUCAUUGAAACUGCUUUACCGUGCCCGAUAUUUAUUGGUUCUGAUAUGUGGUGAAGAUCAUCCAGAAGUUGCCCUCAUAGAUAGUAAUAUUAGCCUAAUUUUACAUGCUGUGGGCGAGUACGAGCUAUCUCUACGAUUUAUUGAACAUGCACUGGGAUUAAAUUUGAAAUAUUUUGGAGAUAAGUCCAUGCACGUUGCAGUUAGUUACCACUUAGUUGCCAGAACUCAGUCAUGUAUGGGUGAUUUCCGUUCAGCUCUAAAUAACGAAAAAGAAACGUAUGCCAUUUAUAAAUCUCAGUUAGGUGAGGCUCAUGAGAAAACCCGAGAGUCUGCGGAAUGCUUGCGUCUGCUUACACAGCAAGCUGUACUUUUGCAACGCAAAAUGAACGAUAUAUAUUCAAAUGGCAAAUUAGGCACUGGGUUACCUCCAAUUCACAUACAACCACCGACCAUGGGAUCGGUUUUGGAGAUGCUAAACACAAUAAAUGGAAUAUUGUUCGUUCAAAUCAGUCAAAAGGAUAUAGCUAAGGUUCGAACUGAAAUAGAGAAACACUUAAAGAAUACAAAUGACAACACUAUCGGAACUGCCCAAAAUAAUGGUACCUUUGAACAUUCGAGUAAUAUGCCGAAUUCUUCACCUAACCUUGAAAAGACUGAGGUAUUGGCUAAUGGCAUUGGUGAUAACGUUGGUAAAAGUUGAGUAACCAGUAUUUUGUGAUUAAUAUCAGUCAUGAUAUUUACUGAUUGUUAUAAUAAAAUGAUUCGCCGAUCUGCCAUUUUUAA
Messenger RNA from Bactrocera neohumeralis, 4354 nucleotides. RefSeq names its product protein clueless (gene clu). Lineage: Eukaryota; Metazoa; Arthropoda; Insecta; Diptera; Tephritidae. The coding region runs from base 183 to 4271 and encodes 1362 amino acids. Gene Ontology annotation, cellular component: cytoplasm. The record is from RefSeq and is a predicted model, not a curated record. The transcript is spliced from 8 exons. Gene Ontology annotation, molecular function: mRNA binding; protein binding. Gene Ontology annotation, biological process: intracellular distribution of mitochondria.